AUGGAAAAACAUACUGAAAAAGCACCUCUUCAAUGUGGUAUGUGUUUCAAGCGACUCACUCGCAUUGAUAACUUAAGAGUUCAUGAAGCGAUUCAUCUUCGAAAUUUUACUUGUGCGAUAUGUUUACAAGUUUUCCAGAAAGCACUUGAUUUAAAUAUACCCCUGAAAGCUCAUGAAAAGAGCUACAAAUCUAGUAAAUGUCCAAAGAAAUUUAGUGAACUUGAUCAUUUGGAACGUCAUGAAGCUUCCCAUCGUAAAAGAUGUACUGAAUGUUCGGAACAUUUUACAAGUCAGAUGGAUUUAAGAAGACAUAUGAAAAUUCAUAAUGAUACUUUUAAAUGUAAAUAUUGCUCAAAGGCAUUUGGUGAACUUAAUAAUUUAAAACAGCAUGAAGUUUCCCAUCUUAAAUUUGUAUUGAAUGUUCGGGAGUUUUUACUAACCAAAGGGAAGAAAAACGAAGAAUUGUAUGUACGGGUGCUGAAAUCACAAGUCUAA
Molecule: messenger RNA, 495 nt
Organism: Stegodyphus dumicola
Lineage: Eukaryota; Metazoa; Arthropoda; Arachnida; Araneae; Eresidae
Product: zinc finger protein OZF-like
Source: RefSeq, a predicted model, not a curated record